AAAGCAAGAGAACCCUCGACCGCUCGCACCAAGUCAUCGAGAGAUUAAUGUUACGCGAUAUUUUCAUUUUUUUAUAACGAAGUACAACAAAACACUAGUGAAAACGAGCAUGUGAUUUGAUACCAAGUGAUACUUAAUAAACUGAGUAGUGUUCUCCAUAUUUCAACAUGUACAAAACGGUGCGUCAUGGCGAAAAUAGUCUCCAAUAUACCAUUCUUCCGCAAACCGAGGAAGUUUUAAACAACAGUGGACUUAAGGGAAAAGGUCGUGAUUACAGCCCCUCAAUUCAUGUGCGUCGCUCUAGGAGGAGAUCGACUUUAAAAUAUGUUUUAAUGGUGAUUUUUGGAACAAUCAUCGCUCUGGCUCUCGCUUCCGUUCCUCUUUAUGUUAUGAAUGGUGCGUUGUUCGCUCGAAGAUUGCAGUUCGAUCACCAUGACACCACCACUGCGCCUCUUUCACCGGGAGGCAGAGAGAUUAUUCGAUCUCGGAAAAAGGAACUAAAAAUGUCACCAGAAAUAAUCACUGUUAAACCUAAAGAAGAAAUUAGUACUACAAUAAUUCCCACUACAACUACAUCGACAACAUCUACUACCCAACUUCCUAGCACCGUAACAAGUGAAAAGGUAACGACACCGCCUUGGACUAUGCCUGCUUUAAGAUCUUGGAAGUCGUCAGCGUCGUCGACCGCACUCCCGCAACUACCGACAGAAGAUAUAGAACGAAUCCCAUUAAUCGGUACACCUUCUGGCAGUGUGCGCCUUUUGGAUCAUUACAUGUCUAUGAGACCAUGGGAUAAAGACAUAAUUAUAAAACCCACAGUCACAUCAGAACCCAUAACGAUACAAAACGUUUUCAACUACUUUUCUCGUGGCUUUAAUCCUACGGAGAAAACAAUUACAGACCGUGCAAAAGUAUUCGAUGACGUAUUGAUUACGACCAAAGCUACACCAAUACAGACAUCAACCACAAGUGACAUAACCAGCACAAGUGAACGAUCUAAAUUUAAAGACUUGAAAGAUACGUUACUAUCCGUAGACGACGACGAAGAAUUUAAAGAAUCAUUAGAGGUGGACGAGGUAUUUUCACUACCACCAUUAAAGCCAGAUUCUGCUGUGCCAAGUUCGGAUUCCGAUGAAGUAACGGUGUCGAAGGCGACUGAUAACGGAUGGUACGGAGCGAGGUGGCCUUUUGUCGAUUCCUCAACUUACUUCCAAUGGCCAGUCAAUGGACCUGGGGACAGUUUAUUACUACCGCUGCUGACUGCCGCCUUGUCAUCUAUGACCUUCGUUUUACUACUUGCUCUAGCAAUAAAGUUACGAAAAAGAAGCAGCCAUUCUUCGGCUCAGCUUGGGAAGUUAACCGCCGAAUUACAGACAGAUGACAACACUAAUUUAUUGCAAGCUGAAAAUCCUGAAGAGACGGAGGAGUGAGCCGGCUGGAAUUGCUUUUUAUUUUAUUUAAGUCCUAUGCACAUAUUAAGGAACUGUAAGAGAUAAUCUCAAGCUUAUAAUUGUUACAAUAUUUAUUCCAAAUAGGUAAAGAUCAAUCAUGAAAACUAGUAUCUAUUAUAAAAUUAUUACUCAUAUCCAUUUAACUGUUAAUUAAUAUUGUCAAUAAUUACAUGAUUAGGUUUCGAGUAUGCAAACGUGCGACCUUUCCUCAAUUGUGCAUAAGACGUGAAACACCUUGUAAUAAUUUUGCGGCUAUGUUAAGGGUACUGACAACUGAGCUACGUCUUGCCGAACCGUAUAUUACCUUCUAGUGCCUAUUGUUUGUAUUUCAAAUCAACGUGUUUUCAAAGUAAAGAAACUGUGCUCAUAAAUUUAUUUAGACUGAAAUAUUAAUGCCAAAUUAACUAUUAUAACUGGCAUUUAUAAGCAUUUAAAAUUUCCCUAUAAGUAACACGACUAAACAAGAAUACUUCUAUUAUUUUCAAUCUCCUCUCUCAAACUAACCAAUACUUAUAUUAGAACUAUUAUAGCGUUCAUGAGCUUUUAGACACUAACAUUCUCAAUGAGUCUUCGUUCAUACAUCCCUCAUAUCUCUUAAAGCUAAUUAAUAUCUUGUCAGUAUUAAUAAAUUAAUGUGAAUGUUUAUUUUUAAUAUAAUCGAUAUUAGGGUAAGAUUGGCGUCGCUCUACUUAUAUUGAAAUCAUUAAUAGUCCUUGUUCCAAUGCCCGAACAAACGAACAAUUAGAAAAAACACAUUAUUAUUUUAUACAAAUAGCGGUUUUAUUGAUAUCUUUUUUUAAUAAUAUUAUGAGCAUUGAGAACAAGCGCUAUAUUUCGCUUUAUGUUGUAAUUUAUUAUUUGAAUAGAUAUAAGACUGAUGUAGGGUUUCGUUACGUUCGAUACGUUGAACCUAUUUUUAUAAAAGGCACGUUUAUUUUCUUCUGUGCUUCGGUGUUAGUUGUAAGGGGUGUAAUAUCAUACUAUACAUAUAUAUGUAUCAAGAGUCGGCUACAUGUGAUAUCGUGGAUGUAAAAGCGAGUAAAGGAAUUGCAGGGCACUGUUUUAAAUCGUGAUAAUCGAACACCAAACAUUAUGUAACACGCUAGUCAUAGUUGAUAAUCACAGUAUCAUGAUGCUAGCGAAAUUUUAUAUCAUAUUAUAAUAUAUCGCACACGAAUAUAUUGGUAGCUGUUUAUUUUGAACCGGCUUUUGUGUCCAAUAGUUUGUCGGAACCGUAUAUUUAUUUUGUGCUAAAACACUAUGUACAUAAAUAAUGAUAUAAUAAAUUAUGUUUUCCCACUUAAA
Messenger RNA from Colias croceus (clouded yellow), 2756 nucleotides. RefSeq lists its product as uncharacterized. The record is from RefSeq and is a predicted model, not a curated record. Lineage: Eukaryota; Metazoa; Arthropoda; Insecta; Lepidoptera; Pieridae. The transcript is spliced from 3 exons. Bases 168 to 1430 code for a protein of 420 amino acids.